This is a messenger RNA of Camellia sinensis, 1675 nucleotides long. NCBI's taxonomy places the organism in Eukaryota, Viridiplantae, Streptophyta, Magnoliopsida, Ericales, Theaceae. The record is from RefSeq and is a predicted model, not a curated record.
GAAAUUCAUAAUUUUAUAGACCCUACACUAAUUCUAAUAUCUAAUCAUUUAUCUAUAAUAUUUUUCCUAAACCAAUUCCUCAUUCAACAAAAGAGAAAAGAAAGAUCAAAGAGAAUAGAAGGUACGAGAUCCGAGAUCCGAGAUCCGAAUGUUUCCGGAGACGACAGAGAGAUGAUGCCAAAGAGCCCUCUCAGGAAUUAGUGAUGCAGUUUUCGAAAUGGGUUUCGGAUCUCGACUGGCGUGUGCUCCUCCUCAUCCUCCCUCUCUCUCUCCUCCUCUUCCUCUCUCUCUCUUCCUCCUCCUCCCCCUUCACUUCUCUCCCCUCUUUCCCCCCUCUGAAAUCCAUUCUUUACAACCGCACCACCCCCUCCCCGAACCUUAGCCGAUCACCUCCGCCGAUUCCGCCGCCUCCGAACACGAAUGAAUCGGAGACGAGCCGGUUGGAGAGGUCAAGAAUGGCGGUUUGUCUGGUGGGAGGGGCGAGGAGGUUCGAGCUAACUGGACCGUCAAUUGUGGCGAAAAUUCUAAAGGUUUAUCCAAACUCAGAUCUCUUCUUGCACAGCCCUAUGGACUCGAAUGCAUUCAAGUUCUCUCUCCUCAAGAUUGCCCCCAAAAUCGCGUCCGUUAAAAUUUUCCAGCCCAAACCAAUUCCUGAAACUGAGUCGGAGCUCCGAGUUCUCACCGCUAGCAACUCACCCAACGGCAUACAGGGACUCUUGCAAUAUUUCAACCUCGUAGAGGGAUGCUUGAAGAUGAUCAAAGCUUAUCAGGACCAAAAUAACAUCACAUACGACUGGAUAGUCCGAACCAGAGUCGACAGCUACUGGUCUGGUCCACUUACACCUGAUAACUUCGUCCCGGGUCAGUACUUGGUCCCGCCGGGCUCUUCUUACGGCGGUCUCAACGACCGCCUCGGCAUCGGUGACUUCAACACCUCCACCGUUGCCCUCUCCCGACUCUCCCUCAUCCCCCAACUCAACUCAGCCGGGUUCCGUCAACUCAACUCGGAGACCGCCUUCCGAGCCCAACUCACCACCCAACGUGUCCCCUACAUCACCAAACGCGUCCCUUUCUGCAUCGUUACGGACCGGAGAUAUGAAUUCCCGCCGGCGCAUUAUGGUGUUCCGGUGGCGGCAAUGUCGAGUCCGGGGCCGCUGAGCGGGGCCAAGUGCAGGCCGUGCACGGCGGCGUGCUCUGGAUCGUGCGUGGAGAACGUCAUGUCUAGGCUGGACAAAGGGUGGAGCUGGACUGACUGGGCUAACGGAACGCUUCAGCUGUGCAAUGCUCAUGGGGAGUGGGAAAAGGGGUGGGAGAGGGUGUUCGAUCGAGCUGCUGGGAAGAAGCUCGCGGCGGCAAGAAAGCGGGUUUGGGAGAUGAAGAUGAAGCAGUGUGUGGAUGAUUUCGAGGAGAUGAAGAGGCGGACGGCGAUCUGGGACACUCCAGCAGUGGCGGAGAUUUGUAGAGUCGGGUUGGGCUCGUCGUAGGGAGAAAGCUUGGCUGUAAAGAUCGUUAUAGUAGUAGCUUUUUUUUAUUAGUCGGAAUAUACUCUGUAGUUUUUUAUUUAGAGGAAUUCUUUGGUGUAGGUGUUUUUCGAGGGAAUUUAGUUUUGGGUUUUACCUUUUUGAAUAAUGAAAAAAUAAAGCAGCAAAUACCAUAUAAUUUUUUAUUUUCCCUU